Sclerotinia sclerotiorum 1980 UF-70 is the source of this 1212-nucleotide messenger RNA. RefSeq lists its product as hypothetical. Gene Ontology annotation, biological process: transmembrane transport; zinc ion transport. Gene Ontology annotation, cellular component: membrane. The transcript has 3 exons. The record is from RefSeq and is a predicted model, not a curated record. NCBI's taxonomy places the organism in Eukaryota, Fungi, Ascomycota, Leotiomycetes, Helotiales, Sclerotiniaceae. The coding region runs from base 1 to 1212 and encodes 403 amino acids. Gene Ontology annotation, molecular function: metal ion transmembrane transporter activity.
AUGUUCGACGGCUUAUUUAUGCUGCUCAUUUUGAGCGUGAUUAUGUGUUUGAGUUGUUUUCUUGCUGGAGCAGUGCCAUUGUCCAUGACCUUAUCACCAUCACAGCUUCGAUUAAUAUCUACAAUUGGUAUGGGAGUACUUGUCGGUACUUCAUUGGUUGUUAUUAUACCUGAAGGAAUCGAAGCAGUGUAUACCGCAGGACAUUCAGCACAUACUCGUGGGGCGAGAAGUGUAUCAAUUCAAGAGAGAAACUCUGGACUUUCAUGGGUUGGUGGACUCAAUACGAUCGCAUACUCGAACGAAGCGAAUAUCAAUCGAAGACAUGCCAAACCGGGUGCAAGGACUUCACAACCUUUUGAAGUUGAGAUUCUUACCAGAGAGACUUUGCCAGAGGAAAAAGAGGACAACUCCCCAGAGAAGUUAGAGGAGAAACCAGGGAGCGAAAACGAAGAAUAUCGGGAUGAGGACGAAUCACCUACAUUUUGGAUUGGUCUAUCCCUCAUCUUGGGAUUUAUUCUCAUGUUUUUAAUUGACAAACUCCCAAGACAUGCCUCUGAGAAAUUACAGGCCCCAGUUGCGCCGAGACAAAUUUCCCUCAACAAUCUAUCUCAGAACAUUUCUUCAUCUGAUGAAGAAUCAGACGGGUUUUUUCAAUCACUCACACCAAGCCCCAAGCAAAGUCGCAGUCUGGCUACAACGACAGGGCUUGUGAUACAUGCAUCGGCGGAUGGAAUAGCCAUGGGAGCCUCCGCAUCUACAUCCAACACAAAGUUAGGAUUUAUCAUUUUCAUAGCGAUUAUGGUACACAAAGCACCCGCAGCAUUCGGGCUUACUUCUGUCCUACUGAAACAAGGGCUUUCCAAACGAGCAGCACGUGGCCACCUUGUAGUUUUCAGUCUCGCAGCACCAUUUGGAGCUAUCACCACUUUCCUAUUGGUAAAUAUCCUAGGUGGAGGAAAUAUAGAAGGAGUAAGAGGGCAAUGGUGGACUGGAAUGUUAUUGUUAUUUUCUGGUGGAACCUUUUUAUACGUCGCGAUGCAUGCCAUGCAAGAAGAUUCAGGGGUGCAUAGUCAUGAACAUACAAAUUCUAAUGGGUACCUCGAGGGAGGUCUUUCACAGCGCAAACAAGCGAAGCCGCAAAUGCGAGAUACGCUGGCGGCAGUUGGGGGAAUGUUAAUUCCUCUAUUGACACAGUUUGGACAUGAUCAUUGA